Messenger RNA from Coffea eugenioides, 1684 nucleotides. Its product is annotated as probable FBD-associated F-box protein At1g32375. NCBI's taxonomy places the organism in Eukaryota, Viridiplantae, Streptophyta, Magnoliopsida, Gentianales, Rubiaceae. Gene Ontology annotation, molecular function: protein binding. The coding region runs from base 151 to 1575 and encodes 474 amino acids. The transcript has 4 exons. The record is from RefSeq and is a predicted model, not a curated record.
AGAACCUCCUAUAUUAUUUAGAGCAAUUCUCUGCUUCACUUUUACAGGAAAGAGGAGCAAUUGGGUUAGCACAAAAACGUAGAAAAGGCACUGUUUUCCGGGUAGUACAGUGGCAUACAAGCCCAAAACAGGUUCUUUUGGUGUACCACAAUGGCUCCAGUUACAAAUUCUGCCAGUAUUGCAACUUCCAGUUCAAAACGUAGAAAAUAUCUUGAGGCAGGCAAAACUGUAGAAUCUGAGGACCGGAUCAGUUACUUACCACCCGAAGUUCUGUGCCGCAUACUCUCAUUGCUUCCAACUAAGUAUGCUGUUGGCACCAGCGUCUUGUCAACAAGAUGGAAGUACCUUUGGGUUUCAGUCUCAAGCUAUGACUUUGAUGAUGAAUUGUUGUUCCUUCCUGCCAAGCAUUCUGGCGAGGAUAAGUGUCACUUCUUGAACUUUGUUGAUAGAGUUUUGAUUCUUCAAAAGGCUCCAUCUGUGAAAAAAUUUCGCCUCAAGUGCUCUCAAGAAUAUGACACUUCGCGCAUUAAUAUGUGGAUCUCCUUUGCAAUUAUGCAUGAUGUGGAAGAGCUCGAUAUCAGAGUUUUUAUGAAAGACUCCCUGGCACUGCCUCGAAGCUUUUUUGAUUGCAAAACGCUUGUUGUCUUGAAGCUAAGCUCUAACCUCAACAUUGGUUCUUCUCUGCCAAUUUGCUUCCCAAACUUGAAGACCCUUGACCUCUGUUCUCUUGAUUGUCUAGAUGACAGCUUGAUGAAGAAAAUUAUUGCUGGUUGCCCUAUUCUUGAAGAAUUGAGGAUCAAAAGAAGUGCCCUUGAUAAGAUACAGAAUCUAUGUGUACAAUCAUCUUCUUUGAGAAGACUAAUGUUGUACUGUUGCAUAGCUUGUCCAAAAGAUCACAAAUACAGUGUUGUGAUUGAAUCACCAUGCCUUCAGUUCCUUGAUCUUGGAGAUUAUAUAUCUGAAGACUUCAAUGUCAAUGAACUAUCUCAACUUUCUGAAGCACGCCUUAGUGUGGCUCAGAUAUACAAGCAAUCCAUUCCAAGUGACGACUAUGGUGAGAAUUUGAUUGGAAAUUUGCUAUGUAAAAUCUCCAACGUCAGGCGUCUGAAGUUGUCUCAUCACAUUAACAAGUCUGUUGCCUGUGCCCUUGAAGCUGGUAGUUGCCUGUGUACAUAUCCUAACUUGACCUGUUUGGAAGUGGAACUUGAAGGAAGCUGGCAGUUUGUGUUUGAUUUGCUUGAAAGUUCUCCUAAUUUAGAAGUUCUUGUCUGUACUAAGGUAAGGAGGUGCACUCAAAUUGGAAAAGGUCCUCAAGUUCCACACUGCUGCAUAUGGAAGCCUCCAGAUUCUAUCCCCAGCUGUAUCUCCUCACGCCUUGGAAAAAUUCAACUUGCUGGAUUUGAUGGGUGCCAAGUUGAGAUGAGACUCGUCCAAUACAUUUUGAAGAGCGCAAAGUUUCUGCAGGAAUUGAAAAUUACUUCUCACAAACUAGAUCUAAAGUUGCAGUCAAGCAUUCUCAAGGAGCUUUUAUUGUUUCCCAGAGGAUCAGUCUCCUGCCAAAUUGAAUUUUCUUGAGAAUUUUUCGGCAUUGUUGUUCCGUAAUGCACAUGAAGUCAGUCAAAUAAGCAGUUUAUCCUUGUUGACACUUAAUUUGACGUUUAGGAAUUAACUCUGGAAUGCUAUA